AUGGGUCCCUGGAGGGUCAAGAAACACUUUCUCGCCGCUCCCGAUCUCCAUGAUCUAGCCACCGUCCUCGACGCCGGCCUCAAAACCCACUUCCAAGAUGUAACCGCCGUCGUCGCCCCGUGUCCCGACCUGCGCGCGCCGCCCUUCCACCUCGCGUCCAGAGGCCUCAGCGGCAACCAGCGCAUCGCCGACGUGGGCGGCCCUCCCAACCUCCAUCCGACGCCCAAGUUCGACCGGAAGUAUUCGCUGCUCGACCUGAUGUCGCUGAUGGAGAUGUCGCCCGCGAAAGGCUUCGUGCUCGGCGCUGGCGCCGGCCCCUUCCACGUCCUGGGCGUCAAUACCGAGCUGAUGCCGAACCUGGGCUACGAGGCCGGCGAGCUGGUCAACCUGACCCAUUUCGCCAAGGUCGACGAGACCACUGGGAAGUGCGUCUGCGACAAGAUCCCCUCCAACUCCACCGACUGCGCCCUCAUGGCCAAUCUGUUCGGCAGCGACGGCAGCCCGGGCGAUGUCAUCAAGAUCGUCGCCAAGCGGCGCAUAGGGGAGGCCAACUUCCUCGCCGCCAUCCAACAGACGCUCCGAGCCAGGUAUGGGGAGCGUCAGGUCAGCAUGGGCGGCGUCUUCCUCAUCAAGAGGGGCAAGGCGUCCAUGCACGUCAUGCCGGAUUUCAGCAAGACGCCGCUGGACAUGAAGGACUCGCACAAGUGGCUGCGCUUCUAUGAGAUGGAGGCCCCAAUGGUCUGCUUGACCGUCUUCCACUCCUAUGAUCCGGGUCUGGCCCUGCGCAUGGAACACACGCAUUGCUUCUCGGAUCAUGGCGAGGGCGGGCAUUAUCAUCACGAUACGACGCCCGACGACGUUGAAUACGAGGCCUAUCUCAACACGGCCAGCGUCCUCUAUCGGAUCGACCAACCUGAGGUCGGGAACUAG
Messenger RNA from Amorphotheca resinae ATCC 22711, 930 nucleotides. RefSeq lists its product as hypothetical. The transcript has a single exon. Gene Ontology annotation, cellular component: nucleus. The record is from RefSeq and is a predicted model, not a curated record. Lineage: Eukaryota; Fungi; Ascomycota; Leotiomycetes; Helotiales; Amorphothecaceae. Gene Ontology annotation, molecular function: zinc ion binding; hydrolase activity, acting on ester bonds. The coding region runs from base 1 to 930 and encodes 309 amino acids.